This is a messenger RNA of Myotis davidii, 2211 nucleotides long. RefSeq names its product zyg-11 family member A, cell cycle regulator (gene ZYG11A). The record is from RefSeq and is a predicted model, not a curated record. Gene Ontology annotation, cellular component: Cul2-RING ubiquitin ligase complex. Bases 150 to 2078 code for a protein of 642 amino acids. The transcript is spliced from 12 exons. NCBI's taxonomy places the organism in Eukaryota, Metazoa, Chordata, Mammalia, Chiroptera, Vespertilionidae.
AGGCAUCUCCCUAUUCAUUGGUCGACAUCUGCCUGAAUGUCCUGAUCACUAACCUGGAGAAAUUGUGUUCUGAAAGAUCCGAUGGAACACUAUGCCUUCCUGAGCAUUGGCAUUUUCCUCAGCAAUUAGCUGAUCGGUUCCUUGGAGUGAUGACGUGGCAAGGCAAGCUGACUGAUAGAACAGCGAGCAUUUUCCGAGGCAACCAAAUGAGACUGAGGCUGGUCAAUAUUAAAAAGGCUAAAAUCUCUACAGCUGCAUUCAUAAAAGCUUUCUGCCAUCACAAACUCACUGAACUAGAUGCUACUGCGGCGGACCCUGACCUCCCAAUGCCAAACAUCCUGCAUGGACUCUGCAGCAAUAACUGGCUCCAGCAAAACCUCCAGUGUCUGGUAUUGGACUCGACAAGCAUCCGUCAAGAUUCAAGACUACUAUUUGGUCAGCUCACUGGUCUUCGAGUUUUAAGUGUUUUCAGUGUUUGUUUUCAUAAUGAAGACCUAGCUAAUGUUUCUCACUUACCAAAACUGGAAAGCUUGGAUAUCUCCAAUACUCUGGUCACUGAUAUCUCUGCACUGCUUACCUGUAAGGAUCGACUCAAAUCUCUCAAAAUGCACUACAUGAAAUGUCUAACCAUGACCACACCACAAAUUCUCGAAGUCAUUAAAGAACUUAGAUGUCUGUUUCACCUUGAUAUUUCUAAUCACAGGCAGCUCCAAUCAGAUCUAGCUUUUCAUUUGCUGCAGCAGAAGGAUAUUCUACCUAAUAUCGUGUCACUGGAUAUUUCGGGGGGCAGUUGCAUCACGGAUGGAGCUGUGGAACUGUUUGUACGGCAGCGGCCUGCGAUGCAGUUUGUGGGACUAUUGGCUACAGAUGCUGGUUAUUCCAACUUCUUUACUACACAGCAAGGCUUGAGGGUCGCUGGAGGAGCCAGUGUGGCUCAGAUUUCGGAAGCACUGAGCCAGUACAGGGAUAGGUCAUGUUUUCUGAAGGAAGCCCUCUUCCGACUUUUUGCAGAGACGUUUUCAAUGCAGGCAACCAUGCCUGCUAUUUUAAAACUUGUGGCUGUAGGCAUGAGGAACCAUCCAUUGGAUUUGCCAGUGCAGUUCACAGCCAGUGCUUGUGCCCUCAACUUAACACACCAGGGCCUGGCCAGGGGAAUGCCUGUUCGUCUGCUGUCAGAGGUCACCUGUCUACUUUUCAAGGCUUUGAAAAAUUUCCCUCAUUACCAGCAGUUGCAAAAGAAUUGUCUUCUCUCCUUAACCAAUUCCAGGAUUCUUGUGGAUGUUCCAUUUGACAGGCAACUCUCUAGAGAGCAAACUGCACAACUUAAAGACGAGCUCCUCAGGGCAGUUAAGGAACUUCUAGCAAUAGUAAAACAAAAGACUACUGAAAAUUUAGAUGAUGUCACCCUCUUGUUUGCUUUGAAAGCACUUUGGAAUCUUACAGAUGAGUCUCCAGUUGCCUGCAAGCACUUUAUGGAAAAUCAAGGAUUGGCAGUCUUCAUUCAAGUUUUGGAGACUUUUUCAAGAUCACCAAUACAAAGCAAAGUACUUGGACUUUUGAACAACGUAGCUGAAGUCAGAGAACUCUCUUCCGAGCUGGUGACCAAAGAUGUGGUGAAGCAUGUCAGCGUCUUGCUCCAUAGCACAGCAAUGGAAGUCAGCUAUUUCGCCGCAGGCGUCAUAGCCCACCUGGCAUCUGACCAGCGGCCCUGGGUGUCCUGUGGCCUUCAGAGGACUGCUCUUCUCCAAGACCUGUAUGUAACUAUCCAGAAUUGGCCAAGUUCAAGUUGUAAGAUGACAGCAUUGGUGACCUACAGAUCCUUCAAGGCAUUUUUUCCUCUCCUUGGCAACUUCUCGCAACCAGAGGUUCAACUCUGGGCACUAUGGGCUAUGUAUCAUGUCUGCAGUAAGAACCCCAGCAAAUACUGCAAAAUGUUAGCUGAAGAAGGAGGAUUGCAGCUUUUGUGUGACAUCCAGGAGCACAGCGAGGCAGACCCCCAAGCACAGCAGAUUGCAGCCUCCAUUCUUGAUGACUUCAGAGUGCACUUCACGAAUCAUCAGAGACUCCCUUUGUGCUAAAUGCCCUUUUUAACCUAAGGGGCCUCAGCGGUGCUCUGGUCCUCAAGGGCAGGCAGAUCUUCCAUCCCGUCAGCCACUGAAUGUUGAAACCUAUUGUUGGAAUUUAUGAGUUGGCCAUCUUUAAUUUAUUUUU